This is a messenger RNA of Strongylocentrotus purpuratus (purple sea urchin), 5982 nucleotides long. Its product is annotated as protein strawberry notch homolog 1. The record is from RefSeq and is a predicted model, not a curated record. The transcript has 30 exons. The coding region runs from base 121 to 4635 and encodes 1504 amino acids. Gene Ontology annotation, molecular function: histone binding; chromatin DNA binding. Gene Ontology annotation, biological process: regulation of DNA-templated transcription. Gene Ontology annotation, cellular component: nucleus. NCBI's taxonomy places the organism in Eukaryota, Metazoa, Echinodermata, Echinoidea, Camarodonta, Strongylocentrotidae.
CUCGGACUCCGGAUACGUACAUGUGCAGUUCGUUCGUCUCGACGGACUUCCGCAAUACCAAGUGCAACUUCAAGUUAAGGGACUCCAUUAUUUCGCGACAAUAAACUGAGAGUUAAUACCAUGGGGGAUUCAGGCAAUCCACCUGAUCUCCUGUCUGCUGCCCUUUGUGAGAGCGGACUAUCUCUUGAUGAUAUAUUGAACCCUUCUAUGGAGGAUGAUGAUGAGAAUAACUCCCUCUCAGGCGAUCCUAGCAGUGUGCUGGCUCAGGCCAUGGCUGCUAGUGGUGUGGAGGAAGAAGAAUCGGAUCCACUUCUACAGAUGUUGCAAGAAACACCUUCAAGCUCAUAUAACCAGCCACAGAAUCUGAUCAGUACUACUAGAACAGUGACAGGGAACCAUCAGCCUGCCUUUCCGACAUCCUCUAAACAAACCAUCGUCAUACGCCAGAUGACCUCCAUGUCAUCAGCAGGAGGUCUGAGCUCACCAGGCAGCAUGCUCAAGAUCAUCAGCAGCAGACCAGACGGUCAGCAGAUAGUCACGACCAAGCCUAUUAUUCUGACCACUACAUCCUCUGAGAAGGGUCUCAACAACUCCAUUACCACAUCCACUCUCGCCGCUCUCAAGGGAGGCAAUCCACUGACCAAGCAGUAUGUCAAGUUUGUUGUUAGACCAUCAAGCCCGGGCGUGCAGCAGCCAACGACCAAGAAGACGAUCGUCCUCAAUGACACUAAGCCAUAUAGUCUUACCAGAUCUAAUACAGACUCAGCCCUAAUGAAACCGGGGGUUAUUAGGACUAUGCAAACAGUCUCUCAUCCAGGGGUUGUUUCGAACAGAUCAUCUUCACCUAUUGUGAUGGGCAAUGGAUCCACUGUCGUCAGAUCAGCUUCAUUCCAACUACCCAAGAAUGAUGACCCAAUGGCAAAGAUGAAAAUGCCUUUUUAUCCUUCAACUUCUCAGGGAGUAAACAAGACUCUGACCGUCACAAGGCGGCACCCAUUCCGGAUCAUCGAUGAUGACGAUGAUGACGACCUGGAGGAGGAUGAGACUCUUAGCUUUGCCGACACCUACGCAAACUACACUCCAAGUAAAUUGAAGAUUGGUCAGAGUCACCCUGACGCUGUAGUUGAGACGAGUUCCCUCGCCAGUGUGCAGCCUCCUAACGUAUGGUAUCAUCUGAGCAUACCAGAGAGCACCAUGGAUUAUGGGCACCUCUCUUCUCUGCAGCUUGAAGCUAUCACGUAUGCAUGCCAGCAGCAUGAGACGAUACUACCCAAUGGAACACGCGCAGGGUUCCUUGUAGGUGAUGGAGCUGGUGUAGGGAAAGGAAGAACAGUAGCUGGAGUCAUCUUAGAAAACUAUGCUCUGGGCAGGAAAAGAGCACUAUGGUUGAGUGUUUCAAAUGACUUGAAAUACGAUGCAAUGAGAGAUCUGAAGGAUAUUGGUGCUAGUAAUAUACCUGUUCAUUCACUCAACAAGUUCAAAUAUGCCAAGAUCAACUCCACAGAGAACGGUCACGUGAGGAAAGGUGUCAUCUUCGCUACCUACUCCUCACUAAUAGGAGAGAGUCAGAACCGUAGCAAGUAUAGGACUCGUCUCAAACAGAUCCUUCACUGGUUUGGCAAGGAUUUCGAUGGAGUUAUUGUGUUUGAUGAGUGUCACAAAGCUAAGAACCUUGUACCUACAGGGUCAGCUAAACCAACCAAGACUGGUAUCACAGUACUAGAGCUACAGAAACAACUCCCAAAGGCCAGAGUGGUAUACUGCAGUGCUACAGGUGCUUCUGAGCCUCGUAAUAUGGCCUACAUGUCGCGUCUUGGUAUCUGGGGAAAGGGCUCAGCUUUCCCAGACUUCAAUGCUUACAUCCAAGCCAUUGAGAGAAGAGGAGUUGGUGCUAUGGAAGUGGUUGCUAUGGAUUUGAAGCUGAGAGGGACAUACCUGGCCAGACAGCUUAGUUUCCAUGGAGUUACCUUCAAGAUCAAAGAAGUAGCUCUCUCAGAAUCCUUCAAACGGAUCUACAACAAGUCAGUCAGACUGUGGCAUAUGGCGAGAGACCGAUUCCAGAAGGCAGCCAAGCUAAUGGACGCGGACCAACGUAUGUGCAAGUCCAUGUGGGGUCAGUUCUGGUCAGCUCAUCAGAGAUUCUUCAAGUAUCUCUGUAUUGCAGCCAAGGUCAAGCAUCUGGUCAAGCUGGCCAGGGACUCGGUCAAACAUGGAAAGUGUGUAGUGAUUGGUCUUCAGUCAACGGGUGAAGCCAGGACCUUAGAUGCCUUAGAAGAAGCAGGAGGAGAACUCAAUGAUUUUGUCUCUACAGCAAGAGGUGUAUUCACAACAUUGGUGGAGAAGCACUUUCCUGUGCCUGAUCGUAACAAGACAAUGAGUAUGCUAGGACUGAGCUUCAAUGGUCACAUGCAUGAUGACAACAAUGAGGAUAAUAAGGGGAGCAAACGCAAGAGAGGAAAGAAGAGGAAAAAGUCAGGUAAGAAGUGGAAGAAGAAGGGAGUGACCAGAGACUGGUGGGUAGAAGACAGUGAAAGCUCAUCAGGUGGCACUGAUGAUGAUGAUGAUGAUGAUGACGAUGAUGAUGAUGAUGACGAUGGAGGACAAAGGAAGAAGAAAACCAAAGAGACCAAGAAGAAAGAGAAGGAUAAUGACGAUGCCUCAUCAUCGUCCUCUUCAUCAUCGUAUGAUGAUGACUCACCUAUCUUUGAUUCAGACAAUGAUGAAGAUGACUUCAAUCCAUUUAACAACAACUCAGAUUCAGAUGAUGACCCAUGGUUGAACAGGAGUGGAAGGAAGGGCAAAGAGCCAAAAACAAAGAAGACAAAGAAACCCAAGGACAAGAAAGCUUCGUUAUCUCCCUUUUCAUCAUCUAAAUCUAAGAGCGCCUCUCAUGAGAUAGAUAGCGUUGAUUCUGCUGCAGACAACGCUUUAAGAGCUCUUGGGAUCCUGCCAAAGGCACCAAGGUCUCUAUCUACCGAUGCAGCGGCUACUACCCUACAGGGUCUUUCAUCAUCAGUUCCUUCAGCUACCAAGAGUAGUGUACUACCAGGCAUGGAUGCCUACGAGAGAGGAAGACUGAUGAGACAAGAACUCAUGGAUACUCUAGAAGAACUAUCAGCUGAACUACCUCCUAACACACUAGAUGAGCUCAUUGAUGAACUAGGUGGACCAGAUAAUGUUGCAGAGAUGACAGGUCGUAAGGGUCGAGUGGUGAGUCAUGAUAAUGGCGUCCAGUAUGAAUCUAGAAGUGAAUAUGACAUUCCACUUGAAAUCCUCAAUCUGACCGAGAAAAGACGCUUCAUGGAAGGUGAGAAGUAUGUAGCUAUCAUCUCAGAAGCAGCAAGUUCAGGGAUCUCACUACAGGCCGAUAGAAGAGUAGCCAAUCAGAAGAAGAGAGUUCAUAUAACAUUAGAAUUACCUUGGAGUGCAGAUAAAGCUGUUCAACAGUUUGGUCGUACGCAUAGAUCUAAUCAGGUAACAGCACCAGAGUAUGUCUUCCUCAUCUCAGAGCUAGCGGGAGAACAGAGAUUUGCUUCCAUUGUUGCUAAGCGACUCGAAAGUCUGGGAGCACUUACUCACGGUGAUAGGAGAGCUACAGAAUCCAAAGACUUGAGUCGAUUUAACAUUGAUACAAAGUAUGGACGUGAAGCACUGGAGCUGAUUAUGAGAACCAUUCUGGACCUGGACACUCCUAUAGUAAAACCACCUGGAGGAUCGUCAUUCUUUGAUGAUGUGAAGAAAGCCAUGGUAGGUGUUGGUCUGCUGUCAUACAAUGAGGAUCAUGAUAUGUACUUCUUUGAGAAAGACUACAGCAGUAUGCCUAAGUUCCUGAAUCGUCUCCUUGGUAUGGAGGUAGAUACCCAGAACUCUCUCUUCAAGUACUUCAGUGAUACCAUGGUUACUAUUAUAUCACGGGCUAAGAAGGAAGGCCAGUGGGAUGCUGGUAUUAUGGAUAUUAGCAAUGAGAGAAUGGAUAUAAGAAGGAUACACACAGACACAUAUGUUGCUAUGUCAGGCAAUGCAACAAAUGAACUCCACAAGGUUGGAGCGGAGAGAGGGAUGUCAUGGAAGAAAGCUAUUGAUAUGUGGUCAGAGCUCUCGCAGCCUGAAGAAGGAUUCUACAUCUCACAACUGAUGAAGUUUGGUCGUAAGGUAGCAAUCCUUGCUCGCUUCCCUCCCUCCUCCAGCUCCUCUAAGAAAGGUUCUUUACAGCUCUUCAAGCCUAACAUUGGUCUUCAGAGUAAGCUAGAGACGGUCAGUGAACUCAAGAUAAGGUUCAGGAAGGUCCUACCGGAUGAAGCUAAACCAUUCUGGGAAGCUCUCUAUAAGGCCUCUGAGAACAAGUGUGCUCAUAUCUUCUGGAAAGGAACCUGCAAGUCGCACAUGCUUGGUCUGCCUUGUGAGAUUGGUCUGAGACGUAGGACCUUCUUUGUUUUAUCUGGUGCUGUAUUGAGUGUAUGGGCGAGAGUGGAGGAAGUCCUACGACUCAAUCCUAGAAGUGGUUCUAUCAUGCAGAUCAUUAGACUCAAGACGGACAGAGGAAAACUUGUCGGUCUUCUCAUUCCAAGUAACUGUGUCCCAGCUCUGAAGGACAUGCUCUCCAAGGACACCACAAGCUAUUCAGAGACAUACUGAGUAGAUUCUAAGCAAUUCAUGCAUGAGGACUGGAUGAUAGGACCAACUAGCCACUCAGAGACAUUCUAAGAUCACCUUGAUGAUCAGUGAGCUCUUGUUUAGAUUGGCCGCUUUGAACACCGUGAUCAGAUGGGAGAGCAUCACUAUCUCCUCAGAGACCUAAGAUCACUUGAAGGAUCAGACAAUGUAACACCUAGAUAAUUGCGAGACAUUCUAAGAUCUCUCCAAGCACUUCAUACACCUGGGUUGAUGGACGAUAAGACACCACUAGCUACUUUCUAAGAUCACUUGAAGCAUGUUAUAGACCAGAAUCAUAGACAGUUACUGAGAACUAUCCUCAAGGCACUUAAUAAACUACACUUAGGAUCAGACAAUAGGACACCUAGAUACUUGCGAGACAUUCUAAGAUCUCUCCAAGCACUUCAUACACCAUGGUCAGUACUGAAAUACCUCACACACUUCAUACGUCCAGAUGAGACGAUGGAACGCCACUAGCUACUCAGAGACAAACUGCUGAUACCUCAAGCACUUCAUACACCAGGCUCAGAUGAAAGAGAGGGUAGCAUCUCAUACAUUAGAUUAAUACAAGAGAGUCCUCUGUAUGAAUACUGUCCAAAUCAGAUUCAGAGCCUUGCACAUUUCAAUAUGAAGAGACAAGGUCAGAGAUAUAUUAAAAGGACUAGAACUACCAAGCUAGAUUGAGAGGGCGGGGGAAUCACCAAAAAGAACCUUGGUACUAUAUGUGCUAAUGUUUGAAAACACUGGGUUUGUUUUUCAGACCAGUUUGAGGGACAGGUGAACAUAUGUGGAUGAUGCCAUGUCUGAUAUUUUGUAUUCUGUUUUCUAGCAUGAUUCAUCAGUGCUAUCUGAUUGUUCCUUACACAUAGAUAUAUUCCAUGAUCACUGAAGCAUCAACCAAACAAGGGAGAUCUUGCACACUUAUAGCCAUUUGCUCUGUAUUCAACUUUGAAAUUCAUAUUUAUGAAGAAGAAGAAAAAGUUUGUGUAAUGUAAAUAGUUCCAUAUAACGAAGUCCUUGGAAAAACCUAACAAAGAUGGUGUUUACAAUUUACAUCUUUAGCAAUACUAAUAAUCUUUAAAAAAUGAUAGUGUAAUGUUAACAAUAAACCCUGAAACAUAAUAAUAAUGGAAAAUGUGUCCUUUUUUUCAUAUGAAAUGAUCAAAAUUGUAUGACGGGGCUAAAACAAAAUCAGUCCAUUUAGUGAUAACAGGGUGUAUAUUGCAUAUGAUUAUAUCUUGUUAUACAAUCAGUGUAUGUAUACAGUAGGCUUGCGGGUGCACCAUGUGAGAGAGAGAGAGAGGAUUACCGAGUCAGAGUUCUUUCCAG